This is a messenger RNA of Prorocentrum cordatum, 2123 nucleotides long. NCBI's taxonomy places the organism in Eukaryota, Dinophyceae, Prorocentrales, Prorocentraceae. The record is from the annotation of a GenBank genome assembly.
CAGACCGCCCGGCCCACGCGGGGCCGAAGCCUCCGCCCCGCCGCCGCCCGCCGCCGGCGCGCGGGCCCUUCCCCCUCGAACGCGCGCGGGCGGGCCGGGAGGUCGCGCGCGCGCGGAGGGGGCCGCCGAGGAGCCGCCCGCCCGGCGCCGCGCGCGGGCCGCCGAGCGGGGUACGGCGCGAUGGCCGCCACCGCGGAGCUGGAGCACUUCUGCGGGUACGGCGGGGCGCACCUGAACACGGUGCGGUACCAUCCCCUGCAGGCGGAGACGCUCAUCUACACGGCCGCGAGCGCGGUCAUCAUCGAGGACGUGAACGACCCCCACAAGCAGGAGUUCCUCCGCGGCCAGCAUGACAACGAGGUGUCCGCCCUGGACGUGUCCGCCAACGGCAAGCUCCUGGCCAGCGGGCAGCUGGGCUCCCCGAGCCGGAAGGGCGCCGUUGCGCCCGUGGCCGUGUGGGACUUCGACGCGCGGCAGGUCCACAUGGUAUUCGAGGGGCUCGCCCACCGCGUGCUGAACCUCAGGUUCUCCCCCGACGGACGGUUCCUGGCGGGCACUGGCGCGAACCAGAUGAUAUACGUGUGGGAUGUCUCCACCGGCGAGGUGGUGGCCUCGCGGAAGACGGAGGCGCCUUGCUUCCUGGCCGUCUGGGGCGCCAUGGAGAGCGGCGGGCGCUACCCGUCUUACACCCUGUGCACGGCGUACGACAGCCAGAUCCUCAUCCACCAGCUGGCGUUCGACAUCCGGACCAUGUGCUACGGCCUCUCCAGCGAGGUCGUGCAGAUGCCCCCCACGGGGCUCCAGAGAAAGCACAUCUGCGGGAUGGUGCGCGGGGACUUCCUGCUCACGGGCACGCUGGCCGGUGACAUGUGCGUCUUCAGCUUGAAGACGAAGGUGUUCCGCACGUCGCUGCCGCUGUGCAGCAGCGGGCUGACCAGCAUGGCGGCGGCGGGCAGCUUCCUCUACGUCGCGGGCGGGGACGGGCGCGUGAAAACGCUCACGGGCGACGACACGCACUGGGACUGCCAGGCGGAGAACGUCCUGGAGAUCGGGGUGACGUCGCUAACGCCCUCCAGCGACUCCCAGGAGCUGGUGGCGGCGACCAGGAACGGCAAGCUGUUCCGGCUCCUGUGCUCCGACCUCACGUACACCCUGCAGGCGGUGUCCCACACCGCUGAGGUGACGGACGUGGCCUUCGGACCGACCAGCGACACCGUGGUGACGUGUUCCGAGGCGGGGGAGGUCGUCCUUAUGGACCUGUCUGACUACAUGCCCGUCACCGCCGCCGCGUCCAAGUCGCCAGCGCGCUGCGUUGUCGUCGCCCCCGGUGGCGAGAUCCUGGCGGGCUACGCCGACGGCUACCUUAGAGCGUGGUCUCCGGCUCGCAGCGCCGGGAGCGCGGAGAUGCUGUGGCAGGCGAACUGCCACCGGGAGGGGGUCACCAGCGUGCGGGCGAGCCCGGACUUCAUCGUCACGGGCGGGGUCGACUGCAACGUGCGCUUCUGGCACGUCGAGUCCCACAGCAUGCUGACCUCGUUCACCAACCACCGCAAGCCUGUGGCCGACAUCACCAUCGACGAGGGAGCUGCCCAUCUGGUGCACUCGACCAGCCUCGACAAGCAGGUGGUCACCUACGACCUGAAGCAGAACAAGCCAGCCGUCCAACACUUCACGCAGGGGAGCAGCUUCACGGGGCUCUCGCAGCGGAAGGAUCGGGACAGGGAGGUGGUCACGUGCUCCCUGGACGGCAGGAUCCUAUUCUGGGACGUCGACUACGCCGACCCCACCGGCUGCAUUGACCCUCCCGCGGGCCAGGUGCACAGGCUCACCUGCGUGUCGGUGUCGCCUUCGGGCCGGUACAUCGCGGCGGGAGCCGAGGACGCUUGCCUCCGCAUCUACGACCUGGCGACGUGCAGCUGCAUACAGGAGUGCGAGGGACACAUGGGCAGCGUCAACAAGGUGCGGUGGAGCCCCGAUCAGAAGCAGAUUGUCACCGCCGGCAAGGACGGCUGCGUGCUCGUCUGGAACUUCUUCGAGCUGUGACGGGCGUCCCUGUCCCCUCGCUCUGGCCGCCUUCCCUGAGAAGGGUGAGCAGCGGAAAUCCCCGUCAGAAGAGGAGGAGG